AUGUCAGACCUUUCGAACUUUGUAGUUGUGGGCGCCGGAAAUAUUGGAGGUCAUAUUGUGACAGAGUUGCUGAACAAGGGCAAAAAAGUCAGCAUUCUAUCUCGGGAAGGAAGCGACAAUAGCAAGACGUCGGCUCUGGAGUCCAAGGGAGCCAAGAUCAUCAAGGCCAACUACGAUGACGCUUCGACGUUGAGGAAGGCGUUCGAAUCCGUGUCGGCCGAGGUGGUCAUCUUGGCGCUUGGCGGAGCCGCUCUAGCACCGGGAGGACCUUCGAACAGGCUUGCAGACGCUGCUAAAGCAGCAGGCGUCAAAAUCUUUGUGCCUACAGACUAUGGAAUCGAUCUGGAGCAAUUCAAGGCGGAAGACAUUCAUCCGCUCAUCUCGGGCAAGGAGCCUCUUCAUCGAUACUUGGAAUCCAUCCAACUUCCAUGGACAGCCUUCUCCACGGGCAUCUUUGGCUCUUAUCUGCCCUUGUUCCUUCCCAACUUGCCUUUUACGCAAGGCAUCAAGUUCUCAUCCACCGCAGAGGAAGAUAUCGGUCUGGCCGUCGCUUCUGCCUUUUCAAAUCUGCCUUCCAAACAGCUGCACAACCGAAACAUCAAAAUUUCAAGCUUCGACACCGACUUUAAGCAGAUUGUGGAGCAGGUCGGAUUGAGCGAGGAUAAGGCCAAAGUCGUGCCUUCCGAGAGCUUCUUGGAAUCGAGCAAGGUGCCGGAUCAGAAGGGAUUCUUUGCUUGGCUCGCAUACCAGCUUGGUGGGACCGGAAACGCCUAUCACAAGAAUGACAAUGAGCUCAUUGGCUUCAAGCCUCGUCAUACUAGUCCCGUCGAGUUCUUCCAGGGCAAGUAG
Messenger RNA from Ceraceosorus bombacis, 849 nucleotides. NCBI's taxonomy places the organism in Eukaryota, Fungi, Basidiomycota, Exobasidiomycetes, Ceraceosorales, Ceraceosoraceae. The record is from the annotation of a GenBank genome assembly.